Molecule: messenger RNA, 672 nt
Organism: Ilex paraguariensis (yerba mate)
Lineage: Eukaryota; Viridiplantae; Streptophyta; Magnoliopsida; Aquifoliales; Aquifoliaceae
Source: the annotation of a GenBank genome assembly
AUGUACAGUCCAUUGAGGUAUUUUGGACUCAACAAGCCUGGUAUGCACAUUGGGGUGGUGGGUCUCGGAGGACAUGACCAUUUAGCUGUGAAAUUUGUAAAGGCACUUGGUGGUAAAAUGAUAGUGAUUAUUACAUCUCCUGAAAAGAAAGUGGGAGCUAUCAAAAACCUUGGUGUUGACUCAUUUUUGGUCAGUAGUGACCCCGAUCAAAUGCAGAUUGCAAUGGGCACACUAGAUGGUAUCAUUGAUACCGUCCCUGCAGUUCAUCCUCUUCAACCUUUAAUUGAUCUAUUAAAAACCAAUGGAAAGCUUGUGAUGAGCGGUGGACCAUUAGAGCUGCUAGAUCUACCAGUGUCCCUUUUGAUUUCUGGUCGAAAAAAAGUGGUUGGGACUGACAUUGGAGGGUUGAAAGAAAUGCAAGAGAUGCUUGAUUUUGCAGCAAAACACAAUAUUACAGCAAAUGUAGAGGUUAUUCCUAUAGACUACGUGAACACANUUGGAGGGUUGAAAGAAAUGCAAGAGAUGCUUGAUUUUGCAGCAAAACACAAUAUUACAGCAAAUGUAGAGGUUAUUCCUAUAGACUACGUGAACACAGCAAUGAAACGUCUCGAGAAAAACGAUGUUAAAUACCGAUUUGUUCUGGAUAUUGCAAGCACAUUGAAGGUUGCUUAA